CAAUGAUUGACAUCGCUUGGAAGGCGAGCCCUACUGGCUGCUGCGAGAUGUUUUGGCGAGCGAUGAAGAUCUUUUGCUGUUUCCAACUGUUUCCAGCCCUGGAUGGCCUAAAUCAAACCCGCGUGGGCAAACGUGGCUAAAGCCGCUAAAGCCGCUAAAUACACACUGCAAUCUGUCACUUCUGUCACUCUGCAACAUUUGCCUGCCCAGAAGGACGCUUGCCCAGGCUUGCUCCCUAAUUUUCCCGGGCUUCCAGGCAGGACUAGGCCCCAUUCCGGGCUCACUCCGCUAACUGUUAGCGGUAAUACGGGUAGGUAGAGCGUGCCCGGCGGCUGACCCCCAUCCCCACCCCACCCACGUGAAAACCUUCCAUUUUCCAGGCCUGGAUUGGAUUAUUCUAGUUAUUCUUCUUUUUUCCUGCAUCAAACAACUCAAGGCGGGAUCAGCUUUUAAUCCUCUCCAGAAAGACCCUUCAUCAUGCUCUACAAUUGCAUAUUUAAAAUCAGGUUUCCUAGUCUGUCUCUCGUUUUGUCUCGCCGUUCCCCCCCCCCCCCCCUUUUCCCCUCCUCCUCUCAAUUGAUCGUCCUCAUUUGACAAAUGAACAAUAAUGCCAUUGUCGUCGUUUAAAUGUUCCUGUAUCUGUACAUAGUAGUAUCAUGAAGUUCGCGAAGGAGCUCGAAGAGGAUUUAGUACCCGAGUGGAGGGCGAAAUACUUAGAUUAUAAGGCUGGCAAAAAGAAGGUCAAGGCAAUUUCUCGAGCUCUUCGUCAUGCUGAACAGCAAUCUCCUUUUGCCCACCGUAGACGGCUCAGCCAGAUCUUCCAACAUGAAGAUCGCCCCAAUUUCGAUUUCCCUCGAUCGCACUCCCUCUCGCAUCAAGUGUCCCCCUUGGCUCGGGGACAGAAAUCCCCUGCCUUCCUGGAACGGCCUGAGCCUGCUCUACGCGAUCCCAGCCGUGGAAAGUAUGGGGAUACGCUAUCGGUUGUCGUUCCAGAAAGACGCCCUCUGAAGUCUCCCGGGUCCCGGUUCAAUGAGCAGCCUGGCAGUUACGGCAGCAUUGUAACAUCAACCCCGCAACAGGUGUCGCCCUCAAUUCCUCCUUCUCUGGAACUUCCGGGCCCUGCCUUGGACCUAGAGGACCCUCAUUCCCGUCCAGGAACUUCAGUUCGGAGUAUGCCGUGGUCGUCCGGGGUGGAUGCUAUACAACCCAUAAAGGCUGCCGGGGAUGCUGCUGAUAAUAAUGGAACAGUGGAAUUGACAAACACUCACAGUGAAAACUCUACCUCCACCAACCCCCGAGGAGCUAACAAUGCAGGCCGGCUAAGGGGUCAUUCAGUUCCUAGCCGAGUGCUAAAUAGCCAAAAAGCUCGCUUAAAAAAUGUGUUUACUUCUAGGACUCACAACGACCAUACAAUGAUGCGUGGUCCUGUUGAUGCUUCCAUGGCUCUCAAACAUAAAGAAUCGGAAUUUUUUGCCUUUUUGGAUAAGGAGUUGGGAAAGAUCGAAUCGUUUUAUCAUAUGAAAGAGAAGGAGGCCAGUGACCGGCUUGUAGCGUUAAGGUCACAGCUGCAUCUGAUGAGAGAUACUAGAGUCGCGGAAACUAGGACCAACAAGCGGAAUCUCGAGGUUAAAGCCCGGCUCGUUGCUUCCAAGUCUGACACUGCUGCUUCCGUAAUGAAAUGGAAGACUCCUCUGGGAGAUAAACUAAAUAAAGCACGGUCAAGAAAGACUUCGAAAGCAAUGGAACAACUUGCAACUCCCUCUGGUCCAGUACCAAUGAGUUCCCACCCUGAUGAGCAGCGAGAUUUUGUCCGCCAUGAAGAUUUAUAUGAUGUUUCAUAUCGGUCUGCCAAAAGGAAGCUGAAAAUUGCUUUGAUAGAGUUCUAUCGUGGUCUGGAACUCCUUAAGGCCUAUGCUGACCUAAAUCGAAAAGCGUUUCGCAAAAUGAAUAAAAAGUACGACAAAGUUACCAGCACACGCCCAACCGGUCGCUACGUUUCAGAGAAGGUGAACAAGGCCUGGUUCGUCCAAAGUGAGGUCGUGGAGAAUCACAUGGUGUCCGUUGAGGACCUUUACACACGCUAUUUCGAAAGAGGGAAUCGUAAAGUGGCUGUUCGCAAGCUUCGUGGCAAAACAUCAAGAACUUAUGAUUAUUCUUCGAACGCCUUUCGAAAUGGCUUAAUGCUUGCUGGUGGUGUUGUCUUUGGUGUUCACGGCCUGACACAUGCCGUUCGCCGGCUGCACUAUGGGGAUCCCGAAAUUCGCCUGUACACCGCGAACUUGCUCCAGAUAUACGGUGGGUAUUUCCUUGCCGUCUUCCACUUUCUUCUUUUUUGUCUGGAUUGCAAAAUUUGGGGCGCAUCUAAAAUCAACUAUGCCUUCGUUUUUGAAUUCGAUACUCGCCAUGCUCUGGAUUGGCGAGAGCUGUCGGAGUUACCUUGUUUCUUUUCCCUAUUACUUGGAAUCACUUUAUUACUGAACUUCCGCUGGGUGAAUAGCGCGUACAUAUACUGGCCUAUUCUUUUAAUAGGCAUCACCCUAAUUAUAUUGCUUAUCCCAAUUCGUUUGUUCUACCAUCGAACUAGACGAUGGUGGGCCUAUUCAAAUUGGCGGCUUUUACUCGCGGGUUUCUACCCUGUCGAGUUUCGAGACUUUUUUCUGGGCGAUAUGUACUGCUCCCAGACAUAUGCCAUGAGUAACAUUUCAUUAUUUUUCUGUCUAUACAACAAAGGAUGGGAUAAUGCACCGAGGUGCAAUUCAUCACACUCACGAGUGAUGGGCUUCCUUUCGACAGUUCCAUCUAUCUGGCGCUCCUUCCAAUGCAUCCGACGUUAUUUAGAUACUAAAAACGUUUUCCCCCACAUUGUAAACCUUGGAAAAUACUCCUUCUCAAUCCUCUACUACAUGACCCUCAGUCUUUACCGAAUUCACGAAGUGGAUCAACUUCGAGCCAUCUUCAUAACCUGUGCCUGUAUUAACGCUAUCUACACCUCUAUCUGGGACCUUGCCAUGGACUGGAGUCUGGGAAAUCCGUACUCCAAACACCCCUUCCUUCGGGAUUCGCUAGCCUUCCGUCGUCGCUGGGUAUACUACUUAGCAAUGGCCAUCGACCCUAUCCUCCGUUUCAAUUGGAUAUUCUACGCCAUCUUCCCCCAUGAUUAUCAACACUCGGCCAUCCUUAGCUUCAUCCUCUCAUUCUCCGAAGUAUGCCGACGAGGAAUGUGGUCUAUUUUCCGUGUCGAGAACGAGCACUGUACAAACGUUGCCCGGUUCCGCGCCUCACGAGAUGUUCCACUUCCGUAUGAAAUCCCAUCCCCAUCUAGGGCCUCACUUGAGCGAUUAGAGGAGCAACACGAUCCCUUACAGCAAGGGAAUUUGCUGGAGGAUUCCCAGACUGCGACCGGAGUCGACCUCGAGAAUCGGCCUUGUUCGAUUCGACAACGCAAGAUGUCAACUCCACCGGAGCUAACACGGACGCUGUCUCGCGUGGGUACGAUGCUUGCAAAUGCCCACGCACAGGAUUUCGAGCGGAGAAAGCAGCCAGGGAUCCUCAAUGAUACCUCCAAGGACGAACUUUCGCCCUCGCGCCAUGUCAGGGAAAAUAGUAGCACGGAUGAAGAAGCCGAGGAAGAUGACGAGGAAUAUGAUGAGGAGAACGAUGAGGAACAUGAGUUCCAAGAUGCUGAGAUGCGCGUAUCAUGAGCGGAUUUACUUGAUAUAUUUCUUGAUUCUUUUGAAUGGCUUCUAUGCCUUUACAAAAAGUUCCUGCUAAUGUUUGAUGAUGAUGACUAUAUUGAAAUCUUUUGUUGCCCUCUGGAUAUAACAACAUUGGCAUAUACUUAUCUUCAGACAUACUACACAUAUACACAUAGAUUAUACACUUAGAUAUAUUGGUUAAGCAAAAUACAUACCAGUUGUUACAUGAAACAGCUUCCCCUACCUGCGUAUAAACGAUAAUCGAU
This is a messenger RNA of Blastomyces dermatitidis ER-3, 3961 nucleotides long. RefSeq names its product signal transduction protein Syg1. NCBI's taxonomy places the organism in Eukaryota, Fungi, Ascomycota, Eurotiomycetes, Onygenales, Ajellomycetaceae. Gene Ontology annotation, biological process: cellular response to phosphate starvation; phosphate ion transport. The record is from RefSeq and is a predicted model, not a curated record. The coding region runs from base 657 to 3701 and encodes 1014 amino acids. Gene Ontology annotation, cellular component: plasma membrane; cytoplasm; Golgi apparatus. The transcript has 7 exons. Gene Ontology annotation, molecular function: inositol hexakisphosphate binding.